AUGACUUCGCCAUCUGCGUUAGAGUCCAACCAGCUACUGACGGAACGACAAAAGAGACUCUUGAGUUUUCUAAUGUCUAAGAAGGUGCCACCCGUGCCAACGCAAGAGGAAAGAAAACCGUAUCCCGGAUACAGGGCCAACAUCAUCAAGCAAUUAUUCUUUUGGUGGCUAUCGCCUGUUAUGAAAGUGGGGUACCAGAGAACAUUACAACCCGAUGAUAUGUUUUAUUUGACUGACGAUAUAAAAGUCCAAAAAAUGGCCGAGGAUUUCUACAGAUAUAUGUCUCACGAUAUUGACAGGGCCAGGCAAAAGCACAUUGCUGAGAAAUGUGCCAAGCGUGGCGAAGCUCCCGAAACCACAUCUGUUUCUCCCGAGGAAGACAUGAAGGAUUUUGAGAUGAGUAAAUUUUUAACAGUUUGGGCUUUGGCCAAAACUUUUAAAUGGCAAUACACAUGGGCUUGUGUAUGCUUAGCUUUGAGUAAUGCAGGUCAAACAACUAUGCCAUUGUUGAGUAAGAAAUUGAUUCAAUAUGUCGAGUUGAAGGCUUACGGUCGAGAGCCAGGAGUUGGGAAAGGGCUUGGUUAUUCCUUUGGCACAACAGCAAUGGUGUUUAUUGUGGGUGUGUUGAUUAAUCACUUCUUUUACCGUUCCAUGAUCACCGGUGCACAAGCUAAAGCAGUCUUGACAAAGGCACUUUUGGAUAAGUCAUUCAAACUCAGCGCCGAGGCUAAGCACAAAUAUUCUGUUGGUAAAAUCACUUCCAUGUUGGGGACAGAUUUGUCUAGAAUCGACUUUGCCUUGGGAUUUCAACCAUUCUUGAUUGUUUUCCCCAUCCCGAUUGCUAUUGCGAUUGUUAUCCUAGUCAUCAAUAUUGGUGUCGCAUCGUUAGUUGGUGUCGGAAUAUUGCUAGUGUUUAUGAUUGGUAUUGCUUUCUCUACAGGGAAGCUAUUUGCAUACAGAAAAAAGGCCAACAAGUAUACCGAUUCAAGAGUCAACUAUAUGAAAGAGGCAUUGAACAAUUUAAAGAUUAUUAAGUUCUAUUCGUGGGAACCUCCGUAUCAUAAAAACAUCUCAGAUAUAAGAAAGAAAGAAAUGAGGAUCAUUUACCGCAUGCAAGUUCUUCGAAAUAUCGUCACCUCAUUUGCCAUGUCGUUGACUCUCUUUGCCUCGAUGACUGCGUUCUUGGUGCUUUACGCCAUAUCAAAUGGAAGAAGAGAUCCAGCAUCCAUUUUCUCCUCACUUUCCCUUUACAACGUCUUAACCCAACAAGUUUUUUUGUUACCUAUGGCGUUAGCGACCGGAGCCGAUGCAUUUAUGGGUAUUUCCCGUGUUGGGGACUUUAUGGCACAAAGUGAAAUAAACCCUGAAGAAAAUGCUAUUGAAGCACCACCAGACGUCCAAGAGUGGAUGGAUAAGGAGUCGUUGGCCAUUGACAUUGAGAAAGCGUCAUUUGAGUGGGAGGUGUUUGAGGAUGAGGAUGAGAAAGAGGAGAAGAGCUCUAAAAAAAGCAAGAAAGGCAACAAGAGGAACUCAGAAGAAAGUGCCAUUUUGGAUGUACAAGAUAGUGAUGUUUCCUCGUCGAAGGGAUUGGAUCGCUCUUCGAUAACAGAUGGCUCUUCUGAAGAGGAUGCACAUUUUGAAGGGUUGAAAAACAUUGACUUUAAGAUCAAGAAAGGUGAGUUUGUUGUUAUUACUGGUAUGAUUGGAUCCGGAAAAUCGUCAUUGUUGUCUGCCAUGUCGGGAUUCAUGAAGCGUAAUAGUGGAUCCGUUUAUGUUAAUGGUUCAUUGUUGCUCUGUGGAUACCCUUGGGUACAAAACUCAACGGUCAAGGACAAUAUCAUCUUUGGUUCAGAAUACGAUGAAGAAAAAUACAAGCGAGUAAUUUAUGCAUGUUCGUUGGAAGCAGAUUUGGAAUUAUUGCCUGCAGGAGAUAGAACGGAAAUCGGUGAGCGUGGUAUCACUUUGUCUGGUGGACAAAAGGCUAGAAUCAAUCUUGCGCGUGCUGUUUAUGCAAACAAGGAUAUUAUUCUUUUGGACGAUGUAUUGAGUGCAGUCGAUGCUCGUGUUGGUAAGCACAUUAUGAACAAUUGUCUUUUGGAUUUGUUGAAGGAAAAGACUAGGGUUUUGGCAACGCAUCAAUUAUCAUUGAUUGGAUCUGCAGAUCGAGUAAUCUUUUUGAAUGGAGAUGGGUCUAUUGAUGUUGGAAAAUUUGAAGAAUUGAAGGAAAGAAACCCCGGUUUUGGUAAAUUAAUGGCAUUCAAUAGUGAGUCAAAAGAAGAGAAAGAAGGAAAUGAGGAAGAAUUGGAACAAAGUGCGGAACAGGAAUUGAUUGAGGAGGACAAGCGUAAUAUUGAACGUCAACUAACUCGUCGCUCUACGCGGACAGUCACUACAGUAGGUGCAUUUCCUGAAGAUGUUGAUGAAGAAGAAGAAGAAGACGAAGAGGGGCGUCACCGCGAAUAUAACUUGGAUGAAGAAGCAGAUGGUAAAUUGAUUACUGAUGAAGAGCGUGCUGUCAAUGCCAUCAGUAAAAAGAUCUAUGCUCGAUAUUUCCAAUUGGGAUCAGGAAAGUUUACACCAUGGGCAAUGCUUCCACUUUUACUCACAUUUAUCGUGUUGGCCACGUUCAGUCAAAUCUUCACAAAUACCUGGUUAUCCUUUUGGACUGAAUACAAGUUUGAUAAACCAAACAAGUUCUAUAUUGGUAUUUAUAUCAUGUUUACGUUCUUGUCGUUCAUUUUGUUGACUUGUGAGUUUAUCAUAUUGGUUUACAUAACAAAUACUGCGUCGGUACAGAUGAAUGUUCUUGCUGUUCAAAAAGUUUUGCAUGCCCCAAUGUCAUUCAUGGAUACCACACCAAUGGGACGUAUUUUGAAUCGAUUCACAAAAGAUACUGAUGUUUUGGAUAAUGAAAUUGGUGAUCAAUUGAGAUUCUUUUUGUUUGUGUUUGCCAAUAUCAUUGGAGUCAUUGUAUUGUGUAUUAUUUAUUUGCCAUGGUUUGCCAUUGCUGUGCCAUUUUUGGGGAUGUUGUUUGUUUCUAUUGCUGAUUAUUACCAAGCAUCUGCUCGUGAAGUGAAGCGUUUGGAAGCAGUACAGAGAUCGCUCGUGUACAACAACUUUAACGAAACAUUGAGCGGGAUGGCUACAAUCAAGGCAUAUAAAGCUACAGAGAGGUUUAUUGACAAGAACAAUUACUUGAUUAAUCGAAUGAAUGAAGCUUACUAUAUUACAAUUGCAAACCAACGUUGGUUGGCUAUUCAUAUGGACUUUGUGGCCACGUUGUUUGCCUUGUUGAUAGCUUUGCUUUGUGUUUUCCGUGUGUUCAAUGUGAGUGCUAGUACUGUUGGUUUGAUCUUGUCUUAUGUGUUGCAAAUUGCCGGGCAACUAUCGAUGCUUAUCAGAACUUUUACCCAAGUGGAAAAUGAAAUGAACUCAGCUGAAAGAUUGAAUUCGUAUGCAACAAGCUUGCCAACUGAAGCACCAUACAUUAUCACUGAAAAUGCACCCCCUCCAAAUUGGCCUAGCCAGGGUACCAUUGUUUUCGAUUAUGCAUCAUUGGCAUACAGACCAGGUUUGCCUUUGGUUUUAAAGAACUUGAAUUUUUCAGUUAAGCCAAUUGAAAAGAUUGGUAUUUGUGGAAGAACAGGUGCUGGUAAGUCAUCAAUCAUGACGGCUUUAUACAGGUUAUCCGAGUUGGAUUCCGGUAAGAUUGAAAUUGAUGGAAUUGACAUAUCCAAGCUAGGAUUGAAAGAUUUGAGAUCCAAAUUGUCCAUCAUUCCCCAAGAUCCUGUUUUGUUCAGAGGUACGAUUAGGUCAAACUUGGACCCAUUCAACGAACAUGACGAUGAAAGAUUGUGGGAUGCAUUAAGAAGAACUGGAUUGAUUGAAGGAUCAAGGUUAGAAGCUGUCAAAAGACAAGCCAAGUCUAAAUCAUCGAGCAACAAUAUGUCCGAAAAGUCUGCUGAGAAAUCAACCACCACUCCAGACUCAUUGGCGUUGCAUAAAUUCCAUCUUGAUCAAACUGUGGAAGACGACGGGUCUAAUUUCUCUCUAGGUGAAAGACAAUUGAUUGCAUUCGCUCGUGCCUUGGUCCGUGACUCCAAGAUUCUCAUAUUGGAUGAAGCUACAUCAUCGGUUGAUUAUGAAACUGAUUCCAAAAUCCAAGAAACCAUCAUUCGUGAAUUUAAAGAUUGCACGAUAUUGUGUAUUGCCCAUAGAUUGAAGACGAUUAUCAAUUAUGAUCGUAUCUUGGUUUUAGAUAAAGGGGAGGUGAGAGAGUUUGAUACGCCUUGGAACUUGUUUAAUUCCAAGGGUAGUAUCUUUAAGCAAAUGUGUGAGCGUUCCAAUGUUACUGAGCAAGAUUUUGGUCAAUAG
Messenger RNA from Lodderomyces theae, 4374 nucleotides. RefSeq lists its product as uncharacterized. Gene Ontology annotation, molecular function: ABC-type xenobiotic transporter activity; ATP hydrolysis activity; ATP binding. Bases 1 to 4374 code for a protein of 1457 amino acids. Gene Ontology annotation, cellular component: plasma membrane. Lineage: Eukaryota; Fungi; Ascomycota; Pichiomycetes; Serinales; Debaryomycetaceae. Gene Ontology annotation, biological process: transmembrane transport. The transcript has a single exon. The record is from RefSeq and is a predicted model, not a curated record.